CGGAAUCGGCGGCGGCGGUGUUGCGGCGGGCGAACCGCACGUGACGCGGCGCCCCAAGGCCGGCCGUAGAUCGGCGCACCAUGCGACGCGAUGCGGUCCGCCAGCUCCGAACUGUUGCUGGACACCAAGCAGCAGCAGCUCCGCAAGAAGAAGCUGCUGGAAUUAGCGGCGGCCAAGAAGCAGAAGCGUGGCGCGCCCCGGACCCUUCGCGAGAAGGUGUGGUUCUACUCGACACUGUCGUUCGCCAUGAUCGCCGUCGGUUCGGGCUCGGCGCUGCUGUUCCUUGUGCCGCUGUACGUGGACCCGGCCGUGUCAACGCUGCUGGCCGACUUCGUGCCGGAACCGGUGCUGUGCACCACGGUGCGCCGCGAACAGCUGGCCGGCUUGUACAACUGCACGUGGAGCUCAUGCCGGGAGGGUUGCACCAGCGACGUGUACAACUGCAGUCACAUUUACGUGGCGUACAGGACGUCCGCCGGUGGAGUCAGUGGCGCCGAUGGCGGUGGCGGUGGCAUGCAAGUGGCGUCCGGUCGCGGAGGCGACGUGAUCAUGACCGAGGCUGUGCUGCUGGUCAACAUCAAGGGCUGCGGUUACCCGCCAGCCGUGGCCUGUUCCAACUUCACCAAGGCCUACGGCGAGCUGGGCGCCACGUUCCCGUGUCACUAUUCCCGGCAGAACCUCACGCUGGCCGUGGUGGGCUACGACAAGCGACAACAGUACGCCGACAUCGUCCACUACUUUGCCGUCCCGUUCGCCGUGUGUGUGGUCACGUCCAUCGUGCUGUGCGUCAUGCAUUGCGACUGUCAGCAGGCCGCUGCCGCAGCCGCCCGACAACACGCACUACCGGAACCGUCCAGGAGUUCCGCCGGACACUCGCACACCGAGGGCUACAGCGACCACUCAAUAAGCACCCGAGUAGAACGGCUGGACGAAGCAAUAAUGGAAGCGUCAAAAGCAUUACAUGGCGAACCGAGCGGAUUAUGACAAUACUCGGAGACGAGCUGCUGAACACGUGUACCUCAGCACAAACUGCAUAUGCAACACAUAAUAAUACAACAUAAUAAUAUAAUGUAUACUUAUUAUUGUAAUUGUUAUGAUUAUUAUUAUUUAUUACCAUUAAAAUCGUUUUUAUCGUACCGCAAUCGUCAUCCAGUGGUAUAGCUCUGCGGAGUUGAGCAGACUUGUACAUAGGUACACACGAGCUCGACAAAUACAUCACGUCACGUAAAACUCGAGUUACUUCAGUUCAAAUCGAAAAACUGCAGUAAUUAUGUAUUACAUAUUAUUAUACUAAACGCAUAUAUACGUAUUUAUACAAUAUUAUGUGUUUUAACGUGUACGUUAGUGAAAAACAUGUACAGUCAUAUAAUUACGAGUUGUUAAGUUUUCAUUUUUGAAACACAGUAAAAUUAUAUAAUAUAUAAUAAAAUUAAUAAAAUUAUUGAGUGUUGAUUUAGAUAUAUGCGAA
Molecule: messenger RNA, 1468 nt
Organism: Melanaphis sacchari
Lineage: Eukaryota; Metazoa; Arthropoda; Insecta; Hemiptera; Aphididae
Gene: Teh1
Product: protein tipE
Exons: 2
Coding region: 91-984 (297 amino acids)
Biological process (GO): regulation of sodium ion transport
Molecular function (GO): sodium channel regulator activity
Source: RefSeq, a predicted model, not a curated record